Symbiodinium sp. CCMP2592 is the source of this 594-nucleotide messenger RNA. The record is from the annotation of a GenBank genome assembly. Lineage: Eukaryota; Dinophyceae; Suessiales; Symbiodiniaceae.
AUGCAGGGUCGCAUGCAACCUGUCUAUGCUCCUCCGUACAAUCCGGACUACGAUCCCUGGCACGAGGAUUCGGAUGAGUCUGAGUUCCUGUAUGGCGAGCCGUCUGAAUUCCAGCGUGUGCAGGCAGCCCUGCAAACCGCAGUUCUGGACAGCGCAGAAGCUUCGGACAUCGCGAAUGCACUGACGCGAACACAAUUGCCAGGGCUGGAGAGCAUGAGCGUUUCAGCGCUCGAAGCACACAUCGCUGAUCGUGCCGCAGAGUUGAGAAUGCUCGUUACCCAGCUCGAGCGGCUGAAAAGUGCCGAAAUCACUUUGGACCUGCUCCUACCAUCCGGCCGCUCUUUCACGCAGGUGGUGAAGAUGAGGAGCAGGAUCUCCGUAAUCUGCAAGGCAAUCCGGCGCCGCGAAGAGCUGAAAGGCUUGCAAGACGGCCAGGUGAAGCUCGUUUUGGGGACUUUGGAGAUGCAGGAAGACAAGACCGUCUUUGACUAUGGCCUGGCAGAUGGAGAUAGCCUCACGGUCGUGUUGCAAGCGGCCCCGCAAUUGUCACGAUGGUCCCAGCUGUGGCCCCCCGUCCGUCCCAGAUUGCCUUGA